AUGGAAAAUCAAAAAAUAAAUGAAACAGCGACGAGUGAUUUGCAAAUCGCAAAUUUGAAUCGGAAAAAAUCGUUGAGUUCAAAUUUUUUCGUAAAUAAUUGCCAUCGUCGGUCACAGAACUACAAUGAUUUUGAAGGAGACGACGAAGAAAAAGCGAGUAUUGCAACAAAAUUGACCAAUCGUUUCGGCUCAUUCAAACGAACUUUAAGUCUUCAAUUUAUGAGUUCUCCAAAAUUGAAUAAAGAAACAUUGGCGAUGAUUCGAGUUCGAUAUAAAGAUAUUGCUCGUUAUGUAAUAUGGCCAACUUGUCGUAUUUCGAAGCAGAAUUCGGCGGAAUAUUUGUUUUUUAAUCCAGAUCAUUCCAAGCGUACUGCAAUACGUUACAAUUAUGCUGGGAAUCAUCAGGCAACAGUAUUACGACUGAAUAAUUCUAACAAAGAAAUGAAAAAAUAA
This is a messenger RNA of Dracunculus medinensis (Guinea worm), 453 nucleotides long. NCBI's taxonomy places the organism in Eukaryota, Metazoa, Nematoda, Chromadorea, Rhabditida, Dracunculidae. The record is from the annotation of a GenBank genome assembly.